GCUGACAAACAUGAGACUCGUAGUGUGUGUUCUUGCUCUUCUCACUGCGUUCAGCGCUGGAGAAUGUGGGAAUGUUUUGGUUUGGUUUACAGAGGGCAGCCACUGGAUUAAUCUGAAGAUUGUUUUGGAAACGUUGAUUGACAGGGGACACAAUGUUACAGUGUUGGUUCCUGAUGCUUCAAUCUUCAUGCAUGAAAAAGAAUCAGAUCGCUUCUCCUACCAGCACUUCAGCGUGUCCAAAUCUACACAGGACAUGCAAGAUUCCUUAAAUGAUUUCUUACAUUUCUCCAUGUAUGAGAUGGAUCGGUUAAACUUGCUGCAAAUUCAUAUCAGAUUAUACCAGCUUAUUUCUAAAGAUCAACAACUGUGUCUUGCUUACUGCAACGGUGCUCUGAAAUCCCCAGAACUGAUGGACAAAUUGCUGCAAGAGAAGUUUGAUGUCAUGCUGGCUGAUCCGAUUUUUCCAUGCAGUGAGGUGUUAGCUGAAAAGCUGGACAUUCCCUUGGUUUACACAUUAAGAUUCUCCAUUGCUCACACUAUGGAGCGCAUGUGUGGUCAGAUACCAGCUCCACUAUCAUAUGUUCCUGGAGCCAUAAGCAAACUUACUGACAAGAUGAGCUUUACUGAGUGAAUCCUCAAUAUGCUGUUCUACCUCUCUCAAGAUGCUCUGGCUAUUAGUCUGUGGAAAACAAUUGACAACUACUACACUGAAUAUUUAGGGCGACCUACUUCCUAUUGUGAGAUGAUGGGUAAAGCCGAUAUCUGGUUAAUCAGAACCUACUGGGAUUUUGAGUUUCCGCGGCCAUUCCUACCCAACUUUAAAUUCAUCGGAGGGAUUCAUUGCACCCCUGCCAAGCCAUUACCCAAGGAUUUAGAGGAGUUUGUGCAGAGCUCAGGGGAUGAUGGGAUUGUGGUCUUCACACUGGGAUCCAUGGUAAACAACAUUACCAAAGAAAGGAGCAAUACAAUCGCCUCCGCACUGGCACAGAUACCACAGAAGGUCUUGUGGCGAUACGGUGGAGAGAAACCAGAUACUCUUGGUGAAAACACUAGAAUCUUUGAGUGGAUGCCUCAGAAUGACUUAUUAGGUCACCCCAAAACCAGAGCGUUCAUCACUCACGGGGGCACUAAUGGCAUAUAUGAGGCCAUAUAUCAUGGUGUCCCGAUGGUCGGCAUCCCCUUGUUUGGUGACCAGCCUGAUAAUAUGGUUCAUAUGAAGACCAGAGGUGCUGCUGUUGUCAUGGACUUUAACAGCAUGCAGACUCAAGACCUGGUGGAUGGACUUAAUGCUGUCAUUAAUGACCCCUCGUAUAAAGAGAAUGCAAUGCGUUUGUCCAGGAUUCAUCACGACAGACCAAUGAAGCCUUUAGAUGAGUCUGUGUUCUGGAUUGAGUUCGUCAUGCGCAAUAAAGGUGCAAAACACCUGCGUGUGGAGGCCCACAACCUGACCUGGUAUCAGUACCACUGUCUGGAUGUGUUCGCUUUUCUUACCACUGUCCUGACUCUAGUCCUCUACAUCUGCUUUAAAAUGGCCAAAUUCUUCAUCAUGCGCUGCUGCUUUAGAUCAAAGAGGAAAAGCAAGAAAGAGUGAU
This is a messenger RNA of Danio rerio (zebrafish), 1592 nucleotides long. NCBI's taxonomy places the organism in Eukaryota, Metazoa, Chordata, Actinopteri, Cypriniformes, Danionidae. The record is from RefSeq and is a predicted model, not a curated record.